AUGGGUCCAUUGAAAGUCGUUCUUCUGACCGAAUCGGAUUCAUUGAAACCAGAUGUCAACCUUCCAUACAAAUACUAUGGACAGAAAUUAUGGGAAACAAUUCGGACAGUUGUUGAACAACUUCAAUAUCGAUGUGAAUCAGUUGAAUUGCACAAACUCGAUUUUCAAGAACAUGAAUCGGUAAACAAAUAUCUUAGCGCUGACAUUGUUAUUAUGGACGUUACAAACCAGGAUCGCCGUCCAACAUUUAUGUACCACAAAGGCAAUCGAGAAAGUAUGGAUUGUCUGGAUGAUAUCGUGUUAAUUCAAGCUAGUGGUGUUGAAAAUGACAGUGCGAUUCAAGAUCUGAAAACAACAUGUAAAAUAAAACGAUUGAUUGUCUAUCGAUAUGACGAAAGCAAAAAUGUCUUCUAUGAUACCACUCAACCGGCCAAUCCUUUCCCGCUGCUUAGUACUAAUCUCAAUCUUUUCCUCAAACGUGCUGCUGACAAUAUACAGAAAGGACUUGCUGAUAGAUACAUAUCUCGAAUGAAUACAAGCAAAGCUGAAUCCCAAGAUGACAAUACUUAUCGUCAAUUCUUAUGGAACGAAGUAUGUGAUGAGAUCUUGAAUGAGAACAACCACGAAUCUGCCACGCCGAAAUUGAUAACUAAAUUGAUGUACGCUUUUCGAGACAUUCAAGACUAUGAAUCAAUGAUAAAAUUAAACGAACGUUGUGAACAACUUAAAGAAAUUGGGAAAAGAAUUAAGACUAAUAUGAUGAUCUCAUAUUUAACUGCAUUUGCCCGUAGUCGACGUAAUCAACCCGGUGAUCGUGAUGAAGCUCUGAACAUUCUCGAACGUCUAUGCCAAACGAAGAAAACCGAGAGUGAACUGUCUAAUGACAUAAUUUGUUUAUGUGGAAGAAUUUAUAAAGAUAAAUAUACAGAAUCAUCAUGUACAGAUCAAGAAUCAUUAGAAAAGGCUAUUGAAUGGUAUAGAAGAGGCUAUGCAGCUGAUCCAAAUAUUCAUGCUGGAAUUAAUCUACUCUUUUUAUUGGCAAUUAAAAUAGAAGAUUUGAAGAAUAACAAUGAAGCAUACAGAAUCAUUAUCCAAUUGAAUGCUCUACUCGGUAAAAAAGGCCGCUCACUACGAGAUCUGACGAAUUAUUGGGAUGUUGCUACUUAUUUUGAAUUACACGCUGUUCAACGUGAUUGGUCCAAAGCUUGUCUAGCUGCUUUACACAUGUAUUUACUAAAUCCUCCUAUUUGGUAUUUAAAAUCGACGAUCAAUAACUUAAAAAUUCUUCACCAAGCAACACGUAUGCGUGACAAGGAGAAACUUCGCGAGCAAUUAUCGGAGACAACCGAUGAUGAAAAUGUUUACAGCUUUUGGAUAGACUUUUUUACUGAUGCAAUCAAUUCAAAUUCAACAUCAAGCGAGGAAAGAGAAUUACCAGCUCAAGUACCUAUUCUGGUUUGUGAUAAUUACGAAAAACACGAUGGAACAACGCUGAAAAAUGUCUAUGUGGAAUCUCAUUUACAACUAAAUUUUCAUACGGGGAGUGAACCGGAAACCCUUGUGAUAUAUACAUUAGCGAAGCCAUCACAAGCACAAGUCGAUGUAUCAGUUAGAACAAUUCAUAUGGAUUCUAUUCGAUCGAUAAUAAAUGUAAAACGGGAUAAUCGUUCAGUCUUUCUCUACGCAUACGAGAAUGCUGAAGCAUUUCUAUCCGUCGAACUACAAAUCUUUUUCUCCUCAGUCGAACGUCGUAUCGCAUUCAAUGAAAAAAUGUCAAAAUAUCGAGUGCAAACAAAUAUUCCUGAAGUGGAGCCGAAAUUCGAUCUUGUCUUUGAUCGUGACCCGCACGAGCAGCGCACUGCACUGGGUCAAGGAACUUAUGGCAAAGUUUAUGUUGCCCAUGAUCGCAAUACAUGGAAAAAAUUUGCAGUUAAGGAGAUUCCAAUGCGUAAUCCGGUGUACACUGAUGUUCUCGAAAACGAAAUCAAAAUCCUAUCAACACUUAGCCAUAAGAAUAUUGUUACAUACUACGGUUCGGUUAUUGAUCGUUCGAAAAAACAAUCGGUGUUCCAGAUUAUUAUGGAAUAUGUUGAUGGAGGAAGUCUUUCACAGCAUCUGUCGAAAUUCGGGCAAUUUCAAGAGCCCGUUAUAAGAAAUUAUACGCGACAACUUUUGGAAGGUUUACAGUACCUCCAUGAAAAUCAUAUUUUACAUCGAGAUAUCAAAUCAGCAAAUAUUCUUGUCAAUUCAAGAGGAGAAAUCAAAAUCGCUGACUUCGGUACAUCGAAACGACUUGCUGGGCUCCAACUUUGUACAGAAGACAGUGUUGGUACUUUACAAUAUAUGAGUCCGGAUGUUGUACUUGUGCCACCGAUGGGCUAUGGGCCUGAAGUGGAUAUUUGGAGUGUCGGAUGUACGGUAAUAGAAAUGGCGACUGGUAAAAUGCCGUUUCAUAAAGUGGUUAAUGCCGGUGCUUUGCUACUUAAACUUGGUAGUGAAAGACAGCCGCCAGAUAUUCCGCCAGAAUUAUCUGACACAGCAAAGGAUUUUCUCUCCAAAUGUUUUGAACCAACUGAUAAACGUCCUUCGGCAAAAGAUCUAUUGAAUCAUCCGUUCUUCAAAUUAAAGUUGGCACGAGACAAUAAUGGAAAGAACGGCGGAGAAAAGGGACAGGAGAGCAGUAUACAUGUAUCUGACUGUUCGUUACCAUAUCAUCGAAGUUUCAGCGAAGAAGCGGGCGUGCUUGAGCCAGCAAAGAGUCUUGAACCUCAGGUUUCAAUUGACGAUCGCCGUCGAUCGGAACUAAUGAACAUUAUACGUGAUAAUGACAGUCGAGAAGACCUUCUUGGACAAUGGAUGGAUUUAAUUGACGAAAAAAAUGAAACAGAAGUUUUGACCAUUGACAAGCUCCGAAUCCUAUUGUCUGGUAUCUGUGAAUAUUUAGAAGACUUAAAUGAACGCUCAUUACAAAUUGCGCUUGAACAAAUCUGUGAUAACUCUACAUUGGAUAGUGACUCAAGAACUGACCUCGAACGGUCAUUUUACCUCUUUAUUAAAGCGACUAAUACUGUCCUGUCAUCGAAAAACGGUCUACCUCCUCAUGUUUUGUUCGCUCUCGAUAAUGUUAUCCGUCGUGUUGCUGAACACCUUGUUGGUUUCAUUCGGCCAGAUUUUCUUCCGGCGGUUAGCAACAUAACACCGAUUACGCCCAGUGAUUCGACAACAAUGAGUUCUACAAAUACGCGAUCACCGCUAUUUCUAAGUAUCAAUGAAGGAAAUAACGAAGAAAUGGCACGUUUACAUCAACUAUAUCUUAAACUUGUUCAUGCAAAUCGAGAGCAACUCAAUAAAUUGAUCACUAUUGAAAGUAACAACAGCAUUAAACUAAAUGAAAUCAUGAGCAAUCAGAAAAAUGACAAUUCACCCAGUAAAACUGUUGGUUUAUUCCUGCCCGUAGAACCAUCGCCAGAAAACGAGAUAACGAGUGCCGAUCCAUCGACUAUACAGGAGGCAACAGAAGAAAAAAAGCGACCAACUCAUCUAACACCUAUGGCAGCAAUCGCAAAACAAGCCACACGAUCUCGAACACUUGUUACUAUGGAACAAGAACAUGACCAAUUGCUCAAAUCUCUUCUUGAUAAUCGAACUCGACUGAACCAGUUACUAAACUCUGCAAACAUUUGA
Adineta ricciae is the source of this 3684-nucleotide messenger RNA. NCBI's taxonomy places the organism in Eukaryota, Metazoa, Rotifera, Eurotatoria, Adinetida, Adinetidae. The record is from the annotation of a GenBank genome assembly.